AGGUUGCUGAUGUGUACAUGCCUUUGUUUGAAUCAGAUAAAGACAAACCCUAAAGAUUUGAUUUUGUAACAGUCCGAAGCAUUGACUGAGCUGACAAAAUAUCGUGCCCUGACUGACUGACUGAAUGAAUGAGGCUCUGUCUGUGUGUGUAGGCAGAGCAUAAUGCCUCUGCAGCCCUCUGAUUGGCUGAAACAAUGAGUGGGAAGGGGCUGGAAUGAGGCAACGGCCAACCGGAGACCAGACUGAGUGGGAGUGGGACAGAAAGUCCUGUUGGAAGAAAGACACUCCAAAGAGUUUCAGUCUGAAGUCAACAUCUGGAUAUCCUGAGAUGACCAGCUGGUUCUAAAUGAGUGUCUGCCAAUCAGCCUCUGAAAAGAGGCCAAGAGUUGAUGAUGGCAUUAUGAUGAAGACUCAACAAUAAGAAAAAAAACUUGCUCUGGCUUUAAAUACCACUCUAUGGGUAAGCACUUGUCUGAUUGAAUGCUUACUUCACUGCAAGGACUUUGAUUAUCUGGACUAUUUUUAAACUGACUGGAAAGCAAUGUGGCUGGGUCCUGAUUGGUGAGACCUGCUGCUAGAGGCCAAUGACUGACAGAAGAUGUCCAUGAGCGUAAAGAAGAAGUCAUCCUCUGUGCUCUCUGACGCUGCCUCUCAUAAUCAUUCUCAGCGCUAUCCUUCUUCGACCCCUCCACUACCUCUCAGGUCUCUGCAACUUGUUGCUAGGCAACCACAGGCAGCUGUUGUGCUGCGGGAGCGUAAGAAGGCCAAAGGCCAGGCUUCGGCAAUCAGGGAGUCCUGGCCGCGAGCCUCAGCAACAACCCACCACAGAUCUCUGACUCCACCCUCCAGAGUGCAUUCAGCUGCAGAAACUCGGCAACGGCCCUCCAGUAUACCAAGAUCACACAUCGUCUCAGUAGCUCCGACUGCCUCAGUGUCCCAGAAUCCUCUGCUUCCUGCAGCCUGUCCUCAUCGGUCAGUUCCUGCUAGAGCUACGCCCAAUGGGCGAGGUUCCGAUUUAACCAUGAUGUCACUACUGCUGUUUUACCACAGUUCUUCCAGUCUUUUGGGCAUUGAUGGUAAAAUUGAGCAGGCAAUGGAUCUGGUAAAGAGUCAUCUGAUGCUGGUGGUGAGUGAAGAGGUGGAGCUUUUACGUGAACAGCUGAGAGAACUGCAGGAGAGGAACCAGCAGCUGGAGAGAGAAAACCACAUCCUGAGAACGCUGACCCACAACAUCUACUCGCCAACAGGACACAGAAUCUCUCAGUAAUAUUCUCAUGGACAAUCUCAGUGUUCUCCUCUCGGACACACACAGUCUGAAAUGAAUUGGGCAGUAACAGUUUCCUUGUCUGAAGUAGAAAAUGUCAUGCAGUAAAAAACUGAAAACGUAUUCAGGCGAUGGAAGGCUAACAGGCUAGUCCACGUUUCAGCUGAUAUUAAACUGGUAUGCUAGUGCAAUACAAUGCUACAAUAUCAAAUUUGAACUUUCUGCACUUUCACUGAUACAUUCAUUGCUUAAUGUGAAGAUCAGCUGGAAUUUGUAAAUGAGGAAAGAACAGUAAUCUCUAAAGGGCCUUAGCGUUGCCUGGACAUACUAUGUCUUAUGUCAUUGCGCAGCUUGUCCUCAAAUCUAAAUCCAAAAGUUCACUCUACUUUUGUCAGAAUUAGAUUAACACAACGUUCUGAUAAUUCAUGGCACACAUAAUUUUUGUGUGUUGACACGAAUACAGUGCAAAACUGCAACAAACUUUACAACAGGGUAAUGCAGCACAGGGUUAAUAACCACUAAUAUUAUGCUUCUUCCUACAUUUACAACCAUUUUAAUUUUCAGCAUGAUUAUUAUAACUGGCUCAAAUUGAUAUGACUUCCUCUAAUCUGACAUUCUCUUGGUUGUUCUGCAAACUCAGAGCAAUACAACAUCUGUCCAGAGCAGAUAAACGUCACAGAACCUGAUUUAAAAAAAGUCUGAACCGUCUCUUGACAAAAACGUAUCCAUUUCAAGGUGAAUCGAAGACCAACCUACAGCUACCAAGUAACAAACCUUUUCUGCAUUCUUUAGAUUUGCUUUCCAAUCGACUUGUUUAUGAAAUUCUCAUGACUCACUGAAAUCAAACAAACCUAAAAUUGACAAAGAAACCAGAAACUCUGAAACUUAAUAUACUGUUUUUAAUAAUUGCAUGUCAAUUGUUUCGCUUACAACGCCCAUGUAGUAACACAGGGGGAAAGUUCACACACCUGAGUGAGUGCUUGCUGCUAAACCGACUGUGUUGUCAUGGUAACAUGUUUGACAGACUCACAUUUUGACAUCAGGACUUGUUGCUGCUGCUAGAAUGACAAUGAUUAUGAUGAACAAUAAUAUAUAAAUAAAUUAAUGAGGUAUAAUUAUCCAGCUGGGUUGUUUGUUUUUUUUUUGUGGUUUUUUUGAUAAUCUUCUGUGAUUUUGUAAUUAUCAGUAAUUCAAGUAACAAGUUUUGCAAACACUACCAAACACUAAUUGGUGAUCCGGAAAUAUUAUCAAAUGGUCUGGAGUUUACAUAAUGAAAACUAUAGAGGAUGUCAUGAUUUUAUAUCAAGUUAUUACACAAAUUUAACUCAGAAAAUGUUUCUUGAGCUUUGAUUUUUGAAUGACUCUGAGCUCCAGUGAAAACAAGCAAGAAGAGAUUUGUCAGUGAAAGAUCAAACUCAAAGUAAUUAAAGUAGAGUGGGAUUAUCCAGAUUGAAUCUCACUCAUCAACAUUUGUGUCACGAACACUACUCAGUGUAUUUAGAAAUUGUCGCUUUUUAAAACUCAUACACUUCUGAUAUUUAAAUGAGAUAUUUUAAUAUUCUAACUCAUUAAACAACACAGAUAUCUAGUUCUGCAGUUUUCUUUUGAAGAAAAAAAAAA
Xiphophorus couchianus (Monterrey platyfish) is the source of this 2884-nucleotide messenger RNA. Its product is annotated as TSC22 domain family protein 4-like. Gene Ontology annotation, cellular component: cytosol; nucleus. Gene Ontology annotation, biological process: regulation of transcription by RNA polymerase II; positive regulation of cell population proliferation; negative regulation of apoptotic process. Bases 599 to 1267 code for a protein of 222 amino acids. Lineage: Eukaryota; Metazoa; Chordata; Actinopteri; Cyprinodontiformes; Poeciliidae. The transcript is spliced from 3 exons. The record is from RefSeq and is a predicted model, not a curated record.